This is a messenger RNA of Chinchilla lanigera (long-tailed chinchilla), 984 nucleotides long. RefSeq lists its product as uncharacterized. Lineage: Eukaryota; Metazoa; Chordata; Mammalia; Rodentia; Chinchillidae. The coding region runs from base 1 to 963 and encodes 320 amino acids. The transcript is spliced from 3 exons. The record is from RefSeq and is a predicted model, not a curated record.
AUGGGAAGGGUCCCACCUGCACCCCCAGCACAAGGGAAACCUGAAAAUGGAGCUGGAUGGAGGCGGGAGGUGGGGAGACAGGACAGGAGGAGGGCCCGGAGGGCAGGCGCUCUUCUGUCCCCUCCCGGCAGCCCCCCAGAGGCCUGUACUUGCAGAGGCAGCCAGCGGCCAGCCCAGAGCUGCACCGGGCAGGAAGUCAGGGACUGUCAGGCACUGUCCUGCCCACUCCCACCUCCACGGGGCUGGGCAGGGCAGGGGCAGCCCGGCACUGAAGCUGUGGAGGCGGCACGUGGCCGGGAGACGUGGUCCCCUCCUUGCCUGUGGCCUGGGACACGAGGGCCCCUUCUGCUUGAGCACUGGCUGCCCACUCUGGUUUUAAUUGUGGCGAGGCAUAUACAGCAUUGGUUUACCCAUCACGUCACCAGUCCAGUGUCGGGGGCACGCAGGCCGUUUGCAUUGCAUGUAACCCUCCAGCCCGCCGCACCCUCCGCCCCUAGAGCUGGUCCACCCUGCCAGACUGGAACUCUGUCCCCGUUAGACAGUGCCCCCCCAAGACCUCCCCGUGGCCAGCAGCCACCGACCCUUGAUGUCUACUCCUGCGACCUCCAGCAAGGGGAAGGACACAGGACUUGUCCUCUCCUGGCUGGGUCCACCCACACUGCAGGCUGUGUCACAGCGUCCCUCCCGUUAGGCCUGGACUGUGUUCUACUGCGGGCGCAGACACGUGCCAGCCGUCCCUCCCCAAGAUCUCGGUCGCUGACACUUUUUGGCCACUAUGAACGGUUUUGCUGUGAACAGAGAUCAGGAUGGCUCCCCAAGGACACUUCCAGCAAGACCAGAAAUCUCACUCUUGGCGGGGAAACACCACUUGGGAGGGGUAAGGAGGAGACUUUUCACCGUGUGUCUUUAACGUGCCUUUACACAAUCCGUGUGAAUUUAUUAUUCAACGGGACACAAAGCUAAAAAUGCACGCUGAGGAGGGCA